Messenger RNA from Knipowitschia caucasica, 849 nucleotides. The record is from the annotation of a GenBank genome assembly. Lineage: Eukaryota; Metazoa; Chordata; Actinopteri; Gobiiformes; Gobiidae.
AUGGUGCAGAAGAAGAGCGCACACUUCACAGACAUCACAGACAUCACAGACAUCACAGACCAGACUCUUUGGACCCGGAUCCGGACCAUACACAGUCAGUCUGGUGCCUGGAGCAGCUUCUCUGCGAUGAAGACUCUCAUGGUGUUUGAUUUCGACCACACAGUUGUGGAUGACAACAGUGACAUUUGGGUGUUAAGAUGUCUACCAGGUAAAGUCCUCCCUGGCCAUGUGAAGAGCACGUAUACAAAAGGACAUUGGACCAAGUACAUGGGGAAUGUGAUGGAGUAUAUCGGAGAGCAGAAGGUGACAUCUGACCAGAUUCGCAUCGUCAUGGAGACCAUUCCUUUCACUGAUGGGAUGACAGAGCUGCUGACCUACAUAUCGAAGCAUAAGGACUCCGUCGACUGCAUCGUGGUCUCCGAUUCUAACACUCUGUUCAUCGAGUGGAUCCUAGAAGCCGCCGGGCUCCGUGCAGCCGUGGACCACGUGUUUUCGAACCCAGCCCACAUCAACAAUCGCGGCUACAUGGAGGUACGCAGUCAUCACUCUCACAGCUGUUCCAAAUGCCCGGUUAAUAUGUGCAAGCAGGAGGUGUUGCAGCUUUAUCUAUCGGAACAAUCGCAGCGUGGGGUGGAGUACAAGAAGGUGUUUUAUGUGGGAGACGGAGGGAACGAUCUCUGCCCGACGGCCUGUUUGAAAGACCAGGAUGUAGUGAUGCCAAGGAGAGGCUUCACUCUGGAGAAACAGCUGAGUCAACUGCAAAAUCAGUCGGCUUGUUCCGUGAGGCCCAGAGUGAGCGCCUGGAGCAGCGCUAAUGAAAUACUAGCCGAGCUGAAGGAAAGUGUCUAG